AUGGGUUGGUGGAGGCGCUUGGGCGCAUUCGAAGUUCGCGCUGCAGUAGCGUGUGGCUAUGGCUGUUCAGCUUACAACAUCUGUUGGGAAGAAGAUAUGUGUACUAAUCUCUCAGUACUGAUCUCUGAGCGAUCAUGCUUGGGUUAUCAGCUUAGAGUCAGAUCAGGUCUGCGAGCACAGAGUCAGACCAAAAGUUCAGCUGUGUGGACUUCCUCCGACUUCUUCGCCGAGCCCGCCGCUUCAACAACGCGUUCAGAUUUGCUCAUCACCCACGCAACAACACGCCUCAAUACCUCUUGUAAACGCGCGGCCCUCGUUGCUCGAAGCGCAAACAGCAUCACAAUGGCGCCGCUCCUGCCCAAUGGCGACUACGACCCUUGUUCUCCACGCGCAAACAACACCACCACCACCACUUCUACGCCACCAUGGUAUCCGUCGCAGAUCCUUCAGUCAAAAUCGUCAAUGAGGUCCACGCUAUCUGCGCCUAAUGGCCUCUCCACCCAUCCAUACGAGCCUGUCCUAUCAACAACACCCACCAACGCUCAGCGCAAGCUACCAACACCGAGAUCUGUCCAGAACUUCAUCAACCCGCAGAAUUUGUUCAAAGAACCACCGCCAGUACGCCCUGCCUGGACACCCAUCAAUGGCAGCUCACCAGCAGAGAUCGCUGCUCGAGCCGCGCUGCGCCUUCUGGACAGACCGAGCCCCAUGCCAGUGCAAUAUCCAAAGACACCCACCAACAGCACCAUCUUCCAGGCGAACUACCAACGCGUCAUACCUGAUUUCGACAUCGACAUGAAUGAGAUCGAGGCGGAGGAAGAGCUUCUCGAGAACCGAACAACUGUGCUGCGCCUGAACCAGGACUGGCAGGUUGACAAGGCAGAUGGGCGGAUGUAUCACAUCGGUCAUCAGCCCGGCGCCGCAUAUUCGGGGACGCUCGCCAACGACGACCCUGAUCAUAUCGACAUACGAGCUCUUGAAAAGAUCGCUAAGCUAGAGGAACAGUGGGCCAGACCACAGAGACUGGCUCGCUCGAAAGAGCUGUUCCAUCUCGCUAAUGAAUACAUUCACCAUGGCAAGUCGCUUCAGCUCCAGCGCACUAGCUUUGUCGUGGAAGGCGAGAGCGUCAUCUGCCAGCGGCCAGGUUGCGAGAAAGCACUGGCGGCCAAUGUCUACUACCUUUGUAUGGGUGAGGAUACCUGCUUCUGUUUGCACUGUUUCGAGAUGUUGUGGGAAGGCAAAUGCACUGGCGGUCUCCCUGACAGAUUUGGAACGCCAAAGGCGCACAGUCGUCGCGACUCUGCAGUUAACGUUGAGAUACCGCAGCUGGAUGGAGUCUCUGACAUCUACUUCGAAGCAACUCAACGGGUCAACGGACUUCAGAGCACUCCAGAGCAUCAGUCGCCUGUCGUCAAUGUCGAGGCGCCAAAGUUGUAUGACGAGCUGCAUCGCCUUGAUCUAAAGCAGUCCAGCCUCAUGCAGUCCAUGCACGCGUUCUCCGACGAUGAGAUCGAUCCGCCACCGCCUGUCUGCACACCCAAGCGUUCUGUCUCCCGCGUGGAGCAGGAUCUCAAAGAUCUACCAGACUCACCAGGCUCCCUUGGCUCGACAGAUUCAAACGGGAAGUGGCGCCACCCACCGACUCGGUUUCAGGAACUACACGCCCACAUUGUGCCAGGAGCCACACUGAGCGAGACAGACAAAGCAGCUUUGGCUCUAUGGAAGCUCGUGAGCAUGGAACAAAGGCGAUGGAACGGACAUCUAGCAAGAAGUGACGCGAGACGGGCUUUCCAAGCUGGUGAGAGUUCUGAAGACCUCAGUGUGAAUAUCACGGCAGUCACUCCCGACGACACCGUGGAGGAAGAAGCGCUCAUGGCUAUUACUGGAUUACGUAAGAAGGACUGCCAAGGAAGGGACUUGUCGGAGGUCCUGAAAGAGGCGGCGUACAUACAGAAGCAGAAGCUGAAGUACUGA
Molecule: messenger RNA, 1974 nt
Organism: Fulvia fulva
Lineage: Eukaryota; Fungi; Ascomycota; Dothideomycetes; Mycosphaerellales; Mycosphaerellaceae
Exons: 2
Coding region: 1-1974 (657 amino acids)
Source: RefSeq, a predicted model, not a curated record